Punctularia strigosozonata HHB-11173 SS5 is the source of this 1830-nucleotide messenger RNA. RefSeq lists its product as uncharacterized. The transcript is spliced from 7 exons. Gene Ontology annotation, biological process: cyclic threonylcarbamoyladenosine biosynthetic process. Gene Ontology annotation, molecular function: tRNA threonylcarbamoyladenosine dehydratase activity; ubiquitin-like modifier activating enzyme activity. Gene Ontology annotation, cellular component: mitochondrial outer membrane. The record is from RefSeq and is a predicted model, not a curated record. Bases 1 to 1830 code for a protein of 609 amino acids. NCBI's taxonomy places the organism in Eukaryota, Fungi, Basidiomycota, Agaricomycetes, Corticiales, Punctulariaceae.
AUGCCGGAUCCGGAGCUCUUCAAGUCGCAUCGGGCGCAACUCGUCUACGCCGCGCUUGCAGCCUCGGCCGCGACCGCGUCUGCGAUCACAGCCUACAACGCCUACACGAAGUCGAAACGUCGGCAAGAGCUCGCGGAAGAGGUCGCGCGCUCCAUCUCGCAGCGACCGCCGAGACCCGUUCCGGAUGACUAUGGCUACGACCCGGCCCAAGCGGAUUCUCGGAAGGAGAGGGUCGUGGAAGGGCCGGGCGGUGGUGGGAGGACGCCGGAUGAAGCGUUUUCGUACUCGGAGGAACUUAUACGGGAGCAGCUCGCGCGCAACUACGCGUUUUUCGGGGAGGAGGCGAUGGGCAAGGUUCGGGAAGGGAGUGUGGUCGUGGUGGGAUGCGGUGGGGUGGGUAGCUGGGCAGCGGUUAUGCUUGCACGCUCAGGAGUGUCAAAGAUUCGUCUCGUGGACUUUGACUAUGUCACCCUUUCGUCCCUCAACCGGCAUGCGACCGCGUCGCUGAAGGAUGUGGGUACUCCCAAGGUUGAAUGCGUCGCGAGGGCCCUAGAUUCGUUCGCGCGCUGGAUACACGUAGAACCUUGCGUCGAUAUCUGGCGUAAAGAGGAUGGUGCGAGGCUCUUGGACGGCGCGGAUUGGGUGAUCGAUGCCAUCGACAACAUAUCUACGAAAGUCGACCUCCUGCACUAUUGCCACGAACACGGCAUCAAGGUUUUCUCCUCGAUGGGUGCCGGUGCCAAGUCAGACCCGACCCGAGUCCAAAUCGCCGACAUCUCCAACACGCACUACGACCCGCUCGCGCGAUCAGUGCGUCGACGCCUGAAACUCCUAGGAGUGACUCAGGACAUCCCGGUCGUGUACUCGACCGAAGUGCCCGGAGACGUGAAACUGCUGCCUCUGCCUGAAGAAGAGUUCCAGAAAGGCAACGUCAAGGAGCUCGGCGUCUUCGACGACUUCCGGGUCCGCAUUCUGCCCGUGUACGGACCGCUUCCGGCGAUAUUCGGGUUGCACAUUGCGUCGUACAUCGUCUGCGCGUUGGCCGGCAAGCCGAUCUUGAACCCGCUCCCGAUCUUGAACAGGCGGAAACUGUACGAAAAGCUAUUCCGCGAUCUAUGUACGCGGGAGAGCCGGAUCCAGGGUCAGGUCAUACAACGCCUACCUAUCGACGAAGACGACGUUUCUCUCGUGUUCGAGGAUCUGCACGUUGGGAGAUCGGUGAUCCCCCCGCACCUCGUCGCCAAUCGCCCAACCCUGGUGCGAUGGGACCCGGAGAAACCGGUCAGCCUGGAAAACAUCGUCGUCAUGGACUUCCCGGAUGCGGAACGGCACACAGUAGAAUGCUUCGGUGUUACGAAGCAAACGAAGGCGUCCGGGAAAACCGUCCCGUCGUCAUCGUCAUCAACCGCUUCCGGCACCGUGCCGCGCACGUCGUCCCCGGAACCGCUUUUGGACGCUUCCGUGUCCUCCAUCGCCACCGAGGUCGCGCCGCCGAGCCAUCUCGAGAUCUCGCCGCCUGCGCACGAGCAGCGUUCGAGAGAGAGCUCGUUGUCGAUGAGCAGCGCGUCGGUCGAGUUCGUGACGCCCAAGGAAGAGUUCGUGACGCCGUCGGAGGAGAUCGCGGAGGAGCCGCAGGACGUGAGCGAUCGGCUCGAAGUGCGGUAUCAUUCGCGAGCGGAGGAGGAUGCGGGGGCGGAAGCGGGUGACGGGGAGGGUGCGAAAUCGACGCGGAAGCGGCCUGUAGAAGUCUGGGGCGAGGAGGUUGAGAAGCUGGUGCAAGCCAGGGCGAGGGAGAUCGAGAAGUAUCGGCAGUGGGUGCUGUCUGUAUGA